CGCGCGCUGCGCUGCCUUUGUGGCCGAGUCGCGCGCACUGGCGGCGGGGCAGCGCGGCGCGUGUCUGAGCUCGGGCGCGGCGGCCGCGCGGGGUGCGGGCGGCGGGCGCCGCGGGCUGAGCGGGGCCGGGGCUGCGUGGGCCUCGGAGCAGGGCGCAUCAUGCCGCGUCCACGUACCGAAGAGAAAACUGAGAAUGAAAUUGCUUUGGCAAGCUAAAAUGAGCUCGAUUCAGGACUGGGGUGAAGAGGUAGAGGAAGGAGCUGUUUACCAUGUCACCCUCAAAAGAGUCCAGAUUCAACAGGCUGCCAAUAAAGGAGCAAGAUGGCUAGGGGUUGAAGGGGACCAGCUGCCUCCAGGACAUACAGUCAGUCAGUAUGAGACCUGUAAGAUCAGGACCAUAAAAGCUGGCACCUUGGAGAAGCUUGUGGAGAACCUGCUGACAGCUUUUGGGGACAAUGACUUUACCUAUAUCAGCAUCUUCCUGUCAACGUACAGAGGCUUUGCCUCCACUAAAGAAGUGCUGGAACUGCUGCUGGACAGGUAUGGAAACCUGACAAGCCCAGACUGUGAAGAAGGGGGAAGCCGGAGCUCAUCCACGUCUAAGACGGUGAUCCGGAAUGCGAUUGCCUCCAUCCUGAGGGCCUGGCUUGACCAGUGCGCGGAGGACUUCCGGGAGCCCCCUCACUUCCCUUGCUUACAAAAACUGCUGGAUUAUCUCAAACGGAUGAUGCCUGGCUCUGACCCAGAGAGAAGAGCACAAAAUCUUCUUGAGCAGUUUCACAAGCAGGAAGUGGAAACUGACAAUGGGUUUCCCAGCAACAUCUCCUUCAGCCUGGAAGAGGAAGAGGAAGAGGAGGGUGGGGAGUCUGUGGAGUUCACGUGCUUCUCGGAAGAUCUCGUGGCAGAGCAGCUGACCUACAUGGACGCGCAACUCUUCAAGAGAGUAGUGCCUCACCACUGCCUGGGCUGCAUUUGGUCUCAGAGGGAUAAGAAAGAAAACAAACAUUUGGCUCCUACGAUCCGUGCUACCAUCUCUCAGUUUAAUACCCUCACCAAAUGUGUUGUCAGCACCAUCCUGGGGGGCAAAGAACUCAAAACUCAGCAGAGAGCCAAAGUCAUCGAGAAGUGGAUUAACAUUGCUCAUGAAUGUAGGAUCCUGAAGAAUUUUUCCUCCUUGAGGGCCAUCAUUUCGGCACUGCAGUCCAAUUCCAUCUAUAGGUUAAAAAAGACUUGGGCUGCGGUCCCAAAGGACCGAAUGCUCAUGUUUGAAGAACUUUCAGAUAUUUUCUCAGACCAUAAUAACCAUCUGACCAGCCGGGAGCUGCUGAUGAAGGAAGGAACCUCAAAAUUUGCAAACCUGGACAGCAGCGUGAAGGAAAACCAGAAGCGGACUCAGAGGCGGCUUCAGCUCCAGAAGGACAUGGGAGUGAUGCAAGGCACGGUGCCCUACUUGGGCACCUUCCUGACUGACCUGACCAUGCUUGACACAGCUCUGCAGGACUACAUCGAGGGUGGGCUGAUAAACUUUGAGAAAAGAAGAAGGGAAUUUGAAGUGAUCGCCCAAAUAAAGCUCUUACAGUCUGCCUGCAACAGCUAUUGUAUGACUCCAGACCGAAACUUCAUCCAGUGGUUCCAGAGACAGCAGCUGCUAACAGAGGAGGAGAGCUAUGCCCUCUCCUGUGAGAUAGAAGCAGCGGCCGAUGCCAGCGCCACCUCACCCAAGCCUCGGAAGAGCAUGGUGAAGAGGCUAAGCCUACUGUUUCUGGGGUCGGACCUUAUCGCCAGUAGUACUCCCACCAAGGAGCAGCCCAAGUCCACCGCGAGCGGGAGCUCUGGCGAAAGCAUGGACUCGGUCAGUGUGUCGUCCUGCGAAUCCAACCACUCCGAGGCUGAGGAGGGCUCCCUCACUCCCAUGGACACACCUGAUGAGCCUCAAAAGAAGCUCUCCGAGUCCUCCUCGUCAUGUUCCUCUAUCCAUUCUAUGGACACAUCUUCCUCAGGGAUGUCAUCUUUGCUCAAUCCUCUCUCCUCCCCUCCAUCCUGCAACAACCCUAAAGUCCACAAGCGCUCCAUCUCUGUGACGUCCAUUACCUCGACAGUGCUGCCUCCCGUUUACAACCAACAGAACGAAGACACCUGCAUAAUCCGCAUCAGCAUAGAGGACAACAACGGGAACAUGUACAAGAGCAUCAUGCUGACAAGCCAGGAUAAAACUCCCGCCGUGAUCCAGAGAGCAAUGCUGAAGCACAACCUGGACUCGGACCCAGCGGAGGGGUACGAGCUGGUGCAGGUCAUCUCGGAGGACAAAGAACUCGUGAUCCCGGACUCAGCAAAUGUCUUUUAUGCCAUGAACAGCCAAGUGAACUUUGACUUCAUUUUACGCAAAAAGAACUCCCUGGAAGAGCAAGUGAAACUGCGUAGCCGGGCCAGCUUGACGUUACCCAGGACGGCUAAACGGGGCUGCUGGAGCAACCGACACAGCAAAACUACCCUCUGAAGGGAGGGGCCGGCGGUGCUUGCCGAGGUGGGGGCACCGAGAACAGGCCACGGUGAGUGUAGCUACCACCCAGUGGUAGAGGGUAAUCAGUGAAGUCAGCAGAUACUUACUGAGUACCUCUGGUAUGCAAGGCUCUAUGAUGGGCGCUGUGGGGAGGUCAGAGAUGAAUUUGCCAUGAAAAGGAUGGAUUCACUGAUGCUCUUUGAGCUGUUUGAGAUUGAAAUGCAAAAUUACCCACAUGUGUAAAUAAUAUAUGUACACAUAUUUGGUAUGUAUGUGUAUAUAUAUAAAUAUAUGAGGGACUUACGGGAUAUUCUGGACUAUGGAAAAACAAAUUUGCACAAUGGCCUGGGAAGUUGAGGUCACUUUUUACAGGGAAAUAGAACUGAGAACCUAAUUCCAUACCCUCCAAGUAAUUGGAAGCAGCCCUAGGAAUACAGUGUCCUUUGCGCCAGUAUUACAAGAACUCCAAACUAUUUUUAUAAAGAGAGAGGGUUACUCUCUCAAUCAAGUGCCACCAGAAAAGAACAACUGUAGAGGCUGGAACUGCCAUUGGCGGAAUGAAAGGCCACUUUGGAAAGGGUUUGGAUGAGCCAGUGGCUUUCAACCUCUGCCUGCAUCUGCAUUUCUGCCAUCCCAAGGAGGGCAAGGACGACCUUCCAAGGCCCACCGGUCUGGCCCACUGGCCCAGCCGUCGUGACAUCGCUGGAAUCAACCCAAGCCCACUUUGAUUUCUGGCGACCACAUUGUGUUUCUGUUCCCCCUGCUGCAAAGAACAUAUCACACGCAUUAUUGCAUAGAUAGCCAUGUUCUUUGGUUAUUUAUCAGCCCAGAAGAGAAAACGCAAAAGAAUGGUGACUCAUUUGGACCCUGAUUUGUGUUGGAAUGCCACGACUUCAUUGCCUUUCCGGACUGCCUUCUUUUGCAUGUAAAACUCUAUGUCUCGAGUCUUUUGCCAUCUGGAUCGUAGUACCUCUAUACUAUGUGCAAUUUGUUCCUCAGGUGUAGAAAUUCCUACUGCAAUUGACUACGUUUGAUCAUUUCGAGCCUGUGAAAGAUUUCUGGACAGCGAUUGCUCUGGUGAUUGUUCCUUAGAAGAUGUUCCAUGCUGAUAAGAGCGUCCCUUUUUACUUAUUAACUUUUAUAGCAUUACUAUGCCUAGUCAUGGGCAAAGAAAUGGGGCUGCAUAUAUUAUCCAAACUGUUUCUGAAGAGGUACUUCCUUCCACAUGGAAUCAACAUUUUUUUUUCAGGUCCCCAACGUGCUAUCACAGUGUCACUUGUUAAGUGACAUUCUUUUCUCUAGUAACACCAUCACCCACUCCCUUUCAAAUCUAUGCUGUGCUGGGGUUGGAACUAAAAAGCCAUAUUUGGGAUGUUGACAUAUGUAAGAAAGCACUUUCAGAAUGUUGUCCUUUUUAAGAAAAAAUUCUCAAAAUACCAGUUUUUUGUUCCAAAAAAUAAAGAGAACAAGCCCAGAUAUGAAGUGCAGAUUGCAAUAUGGAGCUUUUUUUUUUUUUCUUCUAACCCUGCAAGACAGUUCCCAAAGGUUAUGUAAGAUUUAUGGUAUGUGCAUAGCUGUGUGACAUCCACAAGAAAUACCAGGGAGUUUAGCGUUUUGGGGCAGUGGACCGAAGCGUGAGGCAGGAAGGCCGCAGAUUUCCUUUAGGUCUUUCUAGGAGAUCAGACUGGGUUUCAACUGGUCUAAAAGCACUUUUCUUUUGUUUGUGAGGCUGAUGUGAUCUGUGCUUCUGUGCUUGGAGGAGAUAGCCAAGGUGCUAGCCAUCAUGGAGAUGGAGUAAAUGUAGCCUCAGCCUGAAUUUUUUGGCUUGAAGAUCAAAAAGAAAACAGAACUGUUGGAUUGGUUUAGAGUGUGGCAACCAAGAUAUAUUGUGCCCAUGUACUCCACCUGUUUGUACUGGACAUACAGAGUCUAGAUUUAUAUACUGCAAUGUAAAAAUAUAUAUAUUUUUUCCUUUUUUAAAGACAAUGGAAAUUCCAAGUAGAUAAAAUAUAGCCUCAUUUAUUUAAUGCCACUUUAAAUGUCUUAAAUGUGUUUCCCAGUAGACAGCUGGGUAAUGCUUCUAGCUGCUCGCAUGCUUGUCUUUCUGCAUCUCUACCAUCUGUUUACCUUUUGGUUAAACUAAUAAACUGGUUCGGGACUUGGCUGGCACAUGCUACCAGA
Molecule: messenger RNA, 4681 nt
Organism: Manis pentadactyla (Chinese pangolin)
Lineage: Eukaryota; Metazoa; Chordata; Mammalia; Pholidota; Manidae
Gene: RGL1
Product: ral guanine nucleotide dissociation stimulator like 1
Exons: 18
Coding region: 194-2497 (767 amino acids)
Biological process (GO): positive regulation of GTPase activity; Ras protein signal transduction
Cellular component (GO): plasma membrane
Molecular function (GO): guanyl-nucleotide exchange factor activity
Source: RefSeq, a predicted model, not a curated record